AUGAAACAGACACUGGGCAGCCCAGACACUUGGGCUUAAAUCAUGAAAAAAACACUGGGCAGCCCAGACACUUGGGCUUAAAUCCCUUCUUAAAUCUCUACUGUAAGAUAAAAACCUACAGAAAAGAAGCCCACCCACGAUUGAAAAUAGGUCAAAAAGGAGUAAAUAGUGAUUCCUGUGUUUUUGCCUACUGUUCAUCGAGCUGCUGUUCAUCGAGCUGCUGCUUUUGCCUACUGUUUCUUUGAGGGCAAGCCAUGGAUGCUGAACCAUCAAAUCUGAUGAGGGGUACGGUGACCGGCACAGCUGUGUUCGGAUUUGUGAUUCAGUCGGGUAUCUUGUUUGCUUCUGAUACCAGGCUUUCAAAUGGUUUAGAAGCAAAAAAGGUCUUUCCGGUGGGCCGUUCACCUCACACCCUAUUAGUCGGUGGGUCAGGAACUUACAUGUGUUGGGAUGACAAGAGAGAUGCUUUGGCAGGAAUGUGUGUUGGAUCAAAUCUCACAGUCAGUCAAGCAGCAGAUUUUGUGGAAAAGAUGAUGCGCGAAAAAAGGAUGACUGAACCUUACCACCGUAUGCUGAUCGGUGGUGGUGGUUCUACUGAUGAAGGGCCCAUUAUCUAUGUGCUAGAAUCUAAACCUGUCAAGAAGUUGUUGGGGGAUCUUUUUUUCAUUGGGAGUGGAUAUGAACAUGUUGGCAAGUACGUGCGCAGUGAGCUUUAUCGGACCCGGAGGCAUCCGAGAGACAUGACUUUACAGGAAGGGAUAGAAUAUGGUAAGAAGGCCAUAUUGUAUGCUAUGUUGAGGGAUAGCCACACGGGUGGCAAUGUCAAUGUUCAUUUCCUGUCGAAUGACACUGGAAGAUGCCAGAUAUUGGUCCAUGAAGAGAACAUGAAGCAAUUAUUGGGAGGCCGAUAUCUCUCUCUAAGACAUGAGUGGGAGGAGGAGGAGUCGAAUCUGGACAGGGAUGAAUUAUGAACUGUUUUGAGUUUUAGAGACAUGAGUGGGAGGAGGAGUCGAAUCUGGACAGGGAUGAAUUAUGAACUGUUUUGAGUUUGGGAAA
Messenger RNA from Striga asiatica, 1056 nucleotides. The record is from the annotation of a GenBank genome assembly. Lineage: Eukaryota; Viridiplantae; Streptophyta; Magnoliopsida; Lamiales; Orobanchaceae.